Molecule: messenger RNA, 258 nt
Organism: Protopolystoma xenopodis
Lineage: Eukaryota; Metazoa; Platyhelminthes; Monogenea; Polystomatidea; Polystomatidae
Source: the annotation of a GenBank genome assembly
AUGGUGAUAUUCUCAACAUGUAGUUCAGCUGACCUCUGUGAUGUCCGCUCUAAUGACCUUCUCUUCAGUAUCGAUGGGCAUUCUUUGGUCACUGACGAUGGCAGCCUCACUAGUCAGACGAUAUGGCGUAGUAACUCAGGUCUAGAAGAGCUUUUGAGGGUUAUGGAUCGUCUCUAUCUUAAAGGCCGGUCCGUUCAACUUGUCGUAAUGCGGCCGUUAAAAAAGAGUGCUCAAGAGGAAACAGGUAUUUUUACUUGA